Cololabis saira (Pacific saury) is the source of this 1847-nucleotide messenger RNA. Its product is annotated as RING finger protein 223. The record is from RefSeq and is a predicted model, not a curated record. Bases 318 to 1043 code for a protein of 241 amino acids. Gene Ontology annotation, biological process: protein ubiquitination. The transcript is spliced from 2 exons. Gene Ontology annotation, molecular function: ubiquitin protein ligase activity. NCBI's taxonomy places the organism in Eukaryota, Metazoa, Chordata, Actinopteri, Beloniformes, Belonidae.
CCAAGCAAGGAAGACACCAACACAGCCAGCUUUUACCGGGCCUCUCGACACACACACACCCCCACACACACACACACACCAACACACACUUGUGACUCCAGCGGAGUACCAGACCACAGAGGGGGGACCUCGGCAGCCAUAAUUAAAACCUCCAAACCUCCUGCCUGGAUCUCUGGAGCCCGGCUCACUUUGACUCCAUCAACAUGCCGGAGGACCUGCAGUGAGAUCAAGAGAAGAUCGGCUGACGGCUUCAUCAUCCAGCAGGCCCUCAAAAGGAGAUCGGUCAAAGAAGGGGGGAAAGUCUCACGCAUCUGGAGAUGGAUGAACACGCACGGCCGGUUUGGCACAUGCAGCUGCCCCCCCAGGACGUGCCGGAGGAGCUGCAGAAGAAAGCGUCGGUGGCCAACCAGCCGGAGUGCUCCAUCUGCUUCAACACCUACGACAACGUCUUCAAGACGCCCAAGCGGCUGGACUGCACCCACACCUUCUGCCUGGAGUGCCUCUCCCGCCUCAUGGCGGUGUCUCUGGCGGACGGGGACGACCGGGGGGGCGGCAGCGCUCGCCUCUCCUGCCCGUUCUGCCGCCACCCCACCACGCUGCCCGAGGACGGGCCGCCGGCGCUGGCCACCAGCCGGGAGCUGCUGUGCCGGCUGCCCAGCCACCAGCAGCAGGAGGAGCCCGUGUGGCUGGAGGGAGAGAAGCUGUGCUACAAGAGUCUCCGGCAAGAGGCCGAGGUCGGCGCCCCCGACAGCCCCACCGCCUUCUGCAUCUGCAUUGACAUUGGCGCCAGCAAGGCGGUGGACGACGCCCCCGCCGAGACACGGCCCACGACCUUCCGCCUGAUGGACAGGCUGGCGGACUGGAAGAGGAUGCUGCUCUUCGUGGUGCUGAUGGUGCUGCUGGUGGUGGUGGUGUUGUGGCCUCUGCAGUGCGUCUUCAGCACCGGAAACAUGAGCUGCACGAGGGAACGGCCACAAAACCCCACUUCCACAACCGCCACCACGUCUUUCCCCGUCACCAGACUGUCCGACCUGAAAGGAUAAACUCUCAAAAACUAACGUUCGUGUAGAUAAUAUGAAGUGACUUUUGUAAAUUUGUGGGGAGAUCCGGUGACGUCACUCCACAACCGACCUCAGACUUUCUGUAAGACUAUGAUUUCUAACAAGCGGAGCUCGUGACCCAGUUAAAGUCCCAACGACGAUGAGGGGAAUUCAAAAGACACAAAAACACACACGGAUGCCAACUUUUUGCACUUUAAUCUUGUCUGCAUUUUGAAAUGAGAUAAGAGCAUGUUGUCUAACAGGUUUGACCACAGGUUUGGGGGGGGAUGCCAGUGUCAACUCUGCGUUGAGCAACGAAGGUUUGCAGUUGUAUCCAGGCCAAAAAGUGAAGCUUCAUGAGCUGACAUUUACUCGUUAAAAUGUGAACUUUGAGUUAAUAAAACUAAAUUAAAUCCAGCUGGCUGCAAAGAGGUCCAUUACAUAAAGAAUGAAUUGUGCCGACUAAAAAAAAACUUUGAGUACCGUAUCUUUGGUCGUGUCUUUCUAUGUCCUUGUUUGAUAAGACGGUCAACAUUGAGAUCUUGUAUAAUAUACUAUAUUUUCUGGACUAUAAGCCGCUACUUUUUUCAUAGGUUUUGAACCGUGCGGCUUAUACAAAGGUGCGGCUAUUCUGUGGAUUUUUCUUCCACUGCUCGGGGCGCUCUAACCGGAAUUAGAAUCAAAACUAAGACAAGAUAAAUGCAAAGAAGAAUACGCUACUUCUUCUUUAGCAGAUAGAAGUAGGUAGAAGCAGAUUUCAAACAGAUAAAUAGAUACAUAAAUACCGGUUAUUUUCUCUUGGUUCUG